CCUCCCCCGGCGCGGGGGUGCGCUUGCAGGGGGCCGCGGGCCGCCAGACCCAGCGACCUCUAGCCAGUGUCGGGGUGGGGCGGGUGCAGCAUGGAGCGCUCUCCCGGCGCCAGCCUCGUGGAGCGAGCCUCUGCUCCCUCGGACCCCCCGGCCCGGCCCCCCGGCGCUCACACGCAGCGGGACCGGACUUCUGGGAACCAGCCUGCGGGCCCAGGCGCGGCGGCGGAGGCGCUGGCGCUGCUGACUUCGUUCGGGCGGCGGCUCCUGGUGCUGGUGCCGGUGUACCUGGCGGGGGCGGUGGGACUCAGCGUGGGUUUCGUGCUCUUCGGCCUCGCGCUCUACCUGGGCUGGCGCCGCGUCCGCGAUGGGAAAGAACGGAGCCUCCGAGCGGCGCGGCAGCUGCUGGACGACGAGGAGCGGCUCACGGCGCAGACGCUUUACCUGAGCCACCGAGAGCUACCUGCUUGGGUCAGCUUUCCAGACGUGGAAAAGGCCGAGUGGCUAAAUAAGAUUGUGGCCCAGGUCUGGCCCUUCCUGGGCCAGUACAUGGAGAAGCUUCUGGCUGAAACUGUGGCCCCCGCUGUUCGAGGCUCUAACCCCCACCUGCAAACAUUCACAUUUACACGAGUGGAACUGGGUGAGAAGCCGCUGCGCAUCGUAGGAGUCAAGGUUCAUGCUGGCCAGAGCAAAGAGCAGAUCCUGUUGGAUUUGAGCAUCAGCUACGUAGGUGACGUGCAGAUUGAUGUGGAAGUGAAGAAAUAUUUCUGCAAAGCAGGAGUCAAAGGCAUGCAGCUACAUGGUGUCUUGCGGGUGAUUCUCGAGCCACUCAUCGGGGACCUUCCCAUCGUGGGGGCUGUGUCGAUGUUCUUCAUCCGACGCCCGACCCUAGAUAUCAACUGGACAGGGAUGACCAACCUGCUGGAUAUCCCAGGACUCAGCUCCCUCUCUGACACCAUGAUCAUGGAUUCCAUCGCUGCCUUCCUUGUGUUGCCCAACCGGUUACUGGUGCCACUAGUGCCUGACCUUCGUGAUGCAGCCCAGCUGCGUUCCCCUCUUCCCAGGGGCAUUGUUCGGAUUCACUUGCUGGCUGCCCGAGGUCUGGGCUCCAAAGACAAAUACGUGAAGGGCCUGAUUGAGGGCAAGUCAGACCCCUAUGCACUCGUGCGAGUGGGCACCCAGGCAUUCUGCAGUCGAGUUAUCGAUGAGGACCUCAAUCCCCAGUGGGGGGAGACUUACGAGGUGAUGGUACACGAGGUCCCAGGCCAGGAGAUUGAGGUGGAGGUGUUUGACAAGGAUCCAGACAAAGAUGACUUUCUGGGCAGGAUGAAGCUGGAUGUAGGGAAGGUACUACAGGCUGGAGUCCUGGAUGACUGGUUUCCUCUACAAGGUGGGCUAGGCCAAGUCCACCUCAGGCUAGAAUGGCUGUCGCUUUUGCCACAUGCAGAAAAACUGGAGCAGGUUCUGCAGUGGAAUCGCGGCAUGUCCUCCCGACCAGAGCCCCCAUCAGCUGCCAUCCUAGUUGUCUAUCUGGACCGGGCCCAAGAUCUUCCCCUGAAGAAGGGGAACAGGGAGCCCAACCCCGUGGUACAGCUGUCAAUUCAGGAUAUGACCCAGGAGAGCAAGGCGGUCUACUGCACCAACUCCCCGGUGUGGGAGGAGGCUUUCCGGUUCUUCCUACAAGACCCUCGAAGCCAGGAGCUCGAUGUGCAGGUGAAGGAUGACUCCAGGGCCCUGACUUUAGGGGCACUGACUGUGCCUCUGGCUCGCCUGCUGACUGCCCCUGAACUCACCUUGGACCAGUGGUUCCAGCUCAGCAGCUCUGGCCCCAACUCCAGGCUCUACAUGAAAUUGGUUAUGAGGAUCUUGUACUUGGAUUCAUCAGGAGUGCACUUUCCCACUGUGCCUGGAAGUCCUGGUGCUUGGGACCCAGACAGUGAGAACCCCCAGACAGGCAGCAGCGUGGAUGCCCCGCCUCGGCCUUAUCGCACUACUCCUGAUAGUCACUUUGGGACUGAGAAUGUGCUUCGGAUCCAUGUAUUAGAGGCCCAGGACCUGAUUGCCAAAGACCGUUUCUUGGGGGGAUUGGUGAAAGGCAAGUCAGACCCCUAUGUCAAACUAAAGCUGGCAGGACAAAGCUUCCGGAGCCGUGUUGUUCGGGAAGAUCUCAAUCCCCGCUGGAACGAGGUGUUUGAGGUAAUUGUCACAUCAAUUCCAGGCCAAGAGCUAGACCUUGAGGUUUUUGACAAGGACCUGGACAAGGAUGACUUUCUGGGCAGGUGUAAAGUGGGUCUCACCGCGGUCCUGAACACCGGCUUCCUUGACGAGUGGCUGACCCUGGAAGAUGUGCCAUCUGGCCGCCUGCACCUGCGUCUGGAGCGUCUGACCCCCCGGGCCUCUGCUGCUGAGCUAGAGGAGGUGCUGCAGGUGAACAGUCUGAUCCAGACGCAGAAGAGCGCCGAGCUGGCCGCGGCCCUGCUGACUGUGUAUGUGGAGCGUGCGGAGGACCUGCCGCUCCGGAAGGGAACCAAGCCUCCCAGCCCUUACGCCACUCUCACCAUGGGGGACGCUUCCUAUAAGACAAAGACUCUUUCUCACACUUCAGCCCCAGUCUGGGAGGAGAGUGCCUCCUUUCUCGUCAAGAGACCACAUGCUGAGAGCCUGGAGUUGCAGGUCCGGGGCGAGGGCGGCGGCGCGCUGGGCUCCCUGUCCCUGCCCCUCCCGGAGCUCCUGGCGGCCGAGCAGCUGUGCCUGGACCAGUGGUUCGCGCUGAACAACGGGCAGGGGCAGGUGCUGCUGAGAGCGCAGCUGCGGGUCCUGGUGGCCCAGCACUCAGAACGGGGGGCUCCCAGCCUCAGCCCUAGCUCCUCAUCCCUGAGCGAGGAGCCCGAGCUCUGGGGGGGGCUCACACACGGCCCCUCCUCGGCGCCGCAGCUGCGGCAGCGCCUGCCACACGCGGACAGGCCCCAGGACGCCCCGGCCGGGCCCCCGGGCCAGGUGGGCCAGGUGCAGCUGACCGUGUGGUACCACGCUGAGGAGCGGCGGCUGGUCAGCAUCGUCCACGGCUGCCGGGCCCUUCGACAAAAUGGACGGGACGCCCCCGACCCCUACGUGUCCCUGUUGCUGCUGCCGGACAAGAACCGGGCCACCAAGAGGAAGACCUCCCAAAAGAAGAAGACCCUAAGUCCUGAAUUCAACGAACGAUUCGAGUGGGAACUGCCCCUGGAUGAGGCGCAGCGGCGAAAGCUGGAUGUGUCUGUGAAGUCUAACGCCUCCUUCAUGUCACGAGAGCGCGAGCUGCUGGGAAAGGUGCAGCUGGACCUUGCCGAGAUAGACCUUUCCCAGGGAACGGCCCAAUGGUAUGACCUCAUGGAUGACAAGGACAAGGGCAGCUCCUAGGAUCACAGAUUAGCAGCCCGACUGCUGUCUCCUUGCCUUGCCCCUCGCUGCAUCACCACCUCAACAUGAUGACCCUAAUGCUGGGCCCGAGGGCAGAGCCCGUGCCCUCGGCCCUCCGCCCCCUCCCCCCCCCAGGCCCUUGCCAGGGCCUUGCCUGACCAAAGAGGAGGACCACACGUUACCCUUUAUUGCAUGGCCUUUACCCUCCGGGCUCCCGGGGCGGACACGCGAGCGGGCUUGUUUCCGCUCUGCCUGCACGCUCCUCUCCCUCCGCCCCAACUCCUCAGGGCCUUCUGUACCUGUGCCUGGCCACUGGCAGCACUAGCAGUGGCAUUAGCUUAUGCCAAAUACUGCUUUUGGAAAGACCUUUUCUCUUUAGUCGGAUGCCACCUCUUCCCCUACUAUGAGCAGUCAGGGAGGGCAAACAGCCGGCUGGGAAGGCAGGCAGGCCAAUGGCCACUCAGGCCGAGAGCCUCCUGGACUGCUGCAUGUAGGAAAUGGAUAGGAACCAGGCCCUGUGUCCAGUCCCCACGUCUCAAGUCUGUCCUAAGAUUACACCUGCUGUGAUGACUAGGGCCAGCCUCUGAUUGACUCUGGGGACUAGAACACAGUAGCCGCAACUUGAAGACUUACAGAUAGAAUUUCUAUCAGCCUUGGGGCCUCUGGCUGGUGCUGUGCAGAGGGCCUUGGACGAUGGGCCAGCAGGGCCAAUUUUUUGUUCAGGUGCCUACGCUGUUAACUCACAGACUAGAGCGGGAUCUCUUGGUUUUGCACCAGCUCUGCCAAGCCACUGUACCUUAUAUUAAACGUUGUACUCAAACCA
Messenger RNA from Canis lupus familiaris (dog), 4219 nucleotides. It is a transcript of the gene ESYT1, whose product is annotated as extended synaptotagmin 1. Lineage: Eukaryota; Metazoa; Chordata; Mammalia; Carnivora; Canidae. The transcript has 31 exons. Bases 91 to 3396 code for a protein of 1101 amino acids. Gene Ontology annotation, biological process: lipid transport. The record is from RefSeq and is a predicted model, not a curated record. Gene Ontology annotation, molecular function: lipid binding.